UAUUUGGUCGUCAGGUAUUAACUAAUUUAUAACAGGUAAACAUGCUACACCUGUAUAACCGACUCGAUUGAUUUGGUAAUGACAAUUCAUUAGGUCACAAAUUUGAUUUAAUUUACAAUAGGAAUUGUUUAACUGUCGUAUUAUCAGAUUGUAAAGUUAAAAUGUAGACGGGAUUUACACUACCAAAAAUAUAGUCUUUUUAUGUGCCAAAGUUUUUGCCAGUAAAUGUUAAAAUGAAAACUGAAGCUUAUACCCCAAAAGUUUUGGGUCACGGACAAGGAAAAUGUGCCACAACAAUAUUAACUGAAGGUGGCUAUAUUUACCCUAUAGUGUCCUCCACGAGUUAUAAUGAUAGGAUUAAAUCUGCUCCCUAUGCGUACGGACGUGGUGCUAGACCUAUGCAUAGAAGUACACUGACUAUAACCAAACCACCGUGGAACUUACAAGAGGAAUAUAAAACUACAACUAAACAGUAUUUCAGCGGGAGUAAAAGUUUAAACUCAGUACGACGGCCGCCUUUAUGUCCGUCUAUGCACCGUUCUCAGAUAAAAAUGUCCCAUCCUUCAGAUGAUAAACGGGGCUGGGAUACAGAUUACACUGGUACCUACAGAGAGAAAGAUAUUGUACCUGCGAAUAGACUUCACAUGAUAUCACUGAGAAACAGAAUCGACCAGACUGAGGGUGUAGAUAUGAAGAAAGUUGUCAAACCGGAUCAGUCUCCACAGAGUUACUUUACACAAUACAAUAGGACACAUAAUAAAUUAGGGAAUCUGCUAGGGCCCGGUGUACCUAGAGGAUAUCCAAUCAGAGAAAGUUAUAAUAUACUCACAGGGGAGGAGACAGGAUUAGCAUGGAAGGAAGACAAUAAACGAACAUCAGGAAACAGACAUUUAUAUGACAGUCGAUGUACAGACAGAUCGUAUUCCAUACUCUGUUGAUUUAUAUGACAGUCGGUGUACAGACAGAUCUUAUUCCAUACUCUGUUGAUUUAUAUGACAGUCGGUGUACAGACAGAUAUUAUUCCAUACUCUGUUGAUUUAUAUAACAGUCGGCAUACAGGCAGAUGUUAUUCUACACUCUUUUGAUUUAUAUGACAGUCGGUGUACAUAUUGAUUUUAUUCCAUUCUUUAUUGAUUCUGUUACGGCAUUUAUCUGUGUCCACUACGACAUCAGAUUACUAGGGAAUCAAAAUAAGUAAAGAUACUGUCAAUUACUCGUUUUAUUUUGUGCAAUUUAGAUAUUUAUUACAAUUGUGUCUGUACAGUGUAUAUAUGAAAUGGAUGAACAUUAAUGUUUUGAUAUUAAAGCAUAAUAAUGUACUA
This is a messenger RNA of Mytilus trossulus (common blue mussel), 1322 nucleotides long. RefSeq lists its product as uncharacterized. Bases 234 to 938 code for a protein of 234 amino acids. The transcript has 4 exons. The record is from RefSeq and is a predicted model, not a curated record. NCBI's taxonomy places the organism in Eukaryota, Metazoa, Mollusca, Bivalvia, Mytilida, Mytilidae.